AUGUCGGACCGACCACUCUUGUCCUUCGAAACGCCUCCCCAGACACCACUGUCCUCCUAUGAUCCCUUCCAUGCACCCACGAGCCAUCCUGAUCCAUACAAGUUGGCCCCUCUUGCCCCUUCUUAUUCCGAACCUCCUCCACCACUACCACCUCGACCUCCUCGCUCACCUCGCCGAUCCAUCCUUUCUCAUAUUCGAGCAGCCAGUCGUCGCUUCUCGGAAAUGUCCGGAGCUUCCCAUACUGCAAAAGAGGCUUCGAUAGCUUUGUCUGCCCAGGAUGAUGUCCGCUCACUGGUGGCCCCUGCCGUCCACAUUGACACUGUCCAGCCAGGGCCAUUCCCAGCUGAGUCGGGUCUCUUUCGGCAAGAUUCCCUUUCACCAUCUGUGGAAGCGUUGGAUCUGGCCUUCCCGAACAAGAGCAUCCUACUUCAUCAGAAUCUUAGUUUGAUACCGAGGCUCGACAGGUUCCGAAGAGGACGUUCACUCCAACAGCGGCCUUUUUUGACGGCGAUCCCCCCUCCUCCAGUAGUCGAAGUAGCAGAAGAGCCCUUCAAUUCCAAACUCGAAAGCAGUCGCUCAAAUGGAUCAGACGAGGAGAAGCAAGAGACCAUACAACCAUCUGAGACUCGUGAAGAUGCACUUCAUCCGUUCGCCAUGGUGCAUAUGAUGAUGAACAAAGUUGGAGAUGAGAGUCUGGGCAAGAAUGGAAAGGGCAAGGGAAGAUUGGAACCGGUGUCGAUGAGCUCUGAGAGAAAGCCUAAUCCUCGGAGGGGAAUGGUCGGUGCAAAGAGCUUCAUAGCCCGAUUCGCCUCAAACACCUCAUUGGUAUCGCCGAAAGGGAGCGCUCGAUGUACGCCUCUCGUGUCAAAACCCUCGUCCUCUCUUCUCCGCCCUGCGCCAGGUACUCCCGCGAUAGAUUCAAGAUCUCCCGUCAGAUACGCUAAUGCAUCGUCUGUUGUGCGACAAGAUCCAGAAGGCAAGUCAGGGCCUUUUGUCCUCAGGUUGAUGUCUCCAGAUGCUCAAGCUGUAGAGAUCCCUCGUUUCAAGCGACGAGAUCUCAAUUUGGCUUUUGUCAAAUGCGGUCCAAGGCAAAGGCUUAUCUGGCUUGUGAUGCUCUUUGCCUGGACAGCCAAUUCCUUGGCUGGAAUGUUCUUCGAUGUCAACAUCAUGUAUAUGCUCGUCCAAUGCGUGAUCCACUCGGGUGAAGAUGGAGACUCAAGUAGACGUUGGGCAUUUGCAGCAUCAGCAUAUGCUGUAUGUUGGGGUUUUUCGACCGUCGGCGUAUGGCUCGUGUGGGAAGUGUAUUACGAGUUCAGCAGGAGGUGGCGACAAUCGCGACCCGCAAUGGAGCCAAUCUACUUCUCUCUGCCCGCUAGCGUUCACCUCUCACUCUACUCUUUCCACCAUUUCGCCUUUCUAUUGCACAUUCGACUUUCGCCGCUGGGCACAGCUCACGCCGCCGACAUUUUCCCCGAAAGUUGUCAUAGCCUUCUUCAACUAGCUCCAGGUCUCAUGCCAUUGUUGCCCCGAUCGGGCAUUGGCAUUGUCUUGCUACUCACAUUCUGGCACAGCGAUGAGCCCAACCCACCUUCGAAAGAUCCACAUUUCUUCGGCCGGGACGAUGGGCAACUGACACGUUACGCUAUAGGUGUGAUAUUGGCUUUUGAAGGAUACGUCGCUCUCCGAUUGGCUGUAAUCCUCAUCUCAGCUCUUGGCCUCCUGGUGUCCUCGUCGCGAACGUUUGCCGGAUCCCGUCACAAGCCCAGUUCCAGAAAUCCCGUUCGAUUGAGAGAUCCUGCGACAGCGCUGGCGCCGCAAAGAUCGUGGCUGACUCGCGAAGAUCGGCUUCAGUGGGUUUGGCGGGACAGGAGCCGGAGGAGACUUCAGGACGCAUUCGAGCUGUGUCUCACCAAGCCCACGGCGCAUCGGUUGCCGAAUCCUGUGUCGAGUUCACUUCCAGUCAUCCCUGGACUCGCUGAGCAGGUGAAUACCAGCGCACCUUCUACACCUUUCUACACGCCGGGAUUGAUCAGUACGCCGUCGGAUGAACAGGUCCAAUCUCCUUUCCACCUGUCUACAAACACGGGUCGGCCGAAGAGACUAGUUGCAGAACUCGACUCGGACACGGAAGACUCCACGGCAUUGCUCUCCUCGCGAGCUGCCUCGAGAAUAGAUGACUUCGGGAUUGCAAAGGCCGCAUCCAGCGACGAUCAUGCGCCGUCCUCAUAUCGCUCCGCCGUGAGCAGGCGCCGAGCUGCCACUAUCUCCUCAAGCUCGAUGGGAUCUUUGAGCCGUGCGAGGUCCACAUCGCUGUCAAAGCUGAAGGAGACGGUCAAUGCCACGUCCAGAAGGGUCAGAAGUGGGACCCUGCUGAGUGCCGACAGUCAAUACUCAAGAUUCGAUUGA
Molecule: messenger RNA, 2406 nt
Organism: Kockovaella imperatae
Lineage: Eukaryota; Fungi; Basidiomycota; Tremellomycetes; Tremellales; Cuniculitremaceae
Exons: 4
Coding region: 1-2406 (801 amino acids)
Source: RefSeq, a predicted model, not a curated record